This is a messenger RNA of Malassezia pachydermatis, 453 nucleotides long. RefSeq lists its product as hypothetical. The transcript has a single exon. The record is from RefSeq and is a predicted model, not a curated record. Bases 1 to 453 code for a protein of 150 amino acids. NCBI's taxonomy places the organism in Eukaryota, Fungi, Basidiomycota, Malasseziomycetes, Malasseziales, Malasseziaceae.
AUGGCCGGGCUUGAAGCCAAGGGGGCAGACGCGUCACGUUCUAAUUUUUGCAGUAGCGAAGAGCUAGGGUAUCGGGCCUCGGACAAGCUAGAGUGCUGGGAACAAGACAUGGGUAUCGUGGAGGAAGUGGGGUCGGUCGUCAUUGGAGGAGGUAUAUGCUUGGCAGUAGGCGUCGAGGAGUAUGCCUGUUCCGCUUCUCGUAGCGCACUUUCCGCAUCCCAAUCCCAUUCGUCCAUCACGUCGUCUGACCAUGGCUCAGACAAUGAUGGCGGUGCUGCAGACACGGUCGCCGUAGGUGCCUUGACCUCUGUCAUGCUGGACAAGGGCCGUGCAGGCGCCGACGAGGCGUGUGAUGCCUCUACCCUACGUGCCGGCGGCAAUGCGUUGGAUGCUGGCCAUGGCUUUACGUCCACACUUAGCUUCUCUGAUAUUUGGGCGGCUAGGUCGGCAUAA